Galeopterus variegatus (Sunda flying lemur) is the source of this 7617-nucleotide messenger RNA. Its product is annotated as KIAA1210 ortholog. Bases 1 to 5397 code for a protein of 1798 amino acids. The transcript has 10 exons. NCBI's taxonomy places the organism in Eukaryota, Metazoa, Chordata, Mammalia, Dermoptera, Cynocephalidae. The record is from RefSeq and is a predicted model, not a curated record.
AUGGCUGAAUUGCCAAGUGAAAUUUCUAGUAGUGUGGAAGGUCUGGAGGCCAUUGACGACGGAAAGAAGAAAUCUAAAUUUAAAUCCUUCAAGACCUUUUUUGGCAAGAAGAAGAAAAGAGAGUCUGAUGAUGACCAGGGAGGGAUGAUGCUAAAACCAGGCAUGUCCAGCAGCAGUAUUAACAUCUCUUCUCUGAAGCCAGUUCAGGAAGGUCAACAAACUCAGCCUAGGUCCAAGGGCAACAUGGGAAUCAAAGCCAUAUCCCAUGAUAGCAUCUUCAUGUCGCAGCGUGAGCCUGAAAAAUCAGCAAGUAAAAUAUGCCUCUCUUCAGAGCUUCAGAGAGGAAGACCUUGGCAGAGAUCUCUUGUUUCCAGAACGGUGCCUAGAACUGUGACUAAUAUUGUGCGUGGAUCUGCAGCUGUGCCCCAAUAUGUGCCCAGAAGUGGAAUCUGGGUUGCAGGCUCCACAAUCACUAAGAGCUUCAGUGAUUUAGCAUCUGGACCCGAUUACUCACAGUCCUCGACUGCGUUUGCCGGGCUUGCCUCUCCCAGGAGCACUCAGCCGCCUGUUGGUUUCAGCACCCCAGCCAUCACCCAGGGCUGUUUGGAUUCUUCAGCUGCUAGACACAAGAUAGCUUUAAAUCCCCAGAAGAAGAAGAACCUUUGGGCAACUGUGAAACCGAGGCAGGAAGAGCCAAGUCUUCCACUGGCUUCUGAAGAAGAAAAGAGUACAACCAAACCCGAGGAAGCUGACCUAAAAGAGCUGAAAAAAGACAGUGCAGGACCCCUAAGUCAGGAACAGAGCGGCACUGAGAUUUAUGAUGAGAUGACAAAAGAUCAGGCUGUAAACACUGAUGAUGUUGAGAAUGUGGACUACAUAAAGUUAGCAACACGUGGAAAAAGACGAAGAAGAAUACCAAUUGUUUCUGGACUGAGCAAGUGUAGCAUCGAAGGAAGAGCCCUUAAGCAAACCAGUCGAGAUUAUGGCCUAGGCUAUAGAACUGAGUCUUCACCUAUCGAUAAGACUGCCAGGGAUUGGAAUUUCAUGUACCUGUCCUUGGAGAAGCAAGUCAUGGAACAGCUCACAGCUUCACAAGCUGAAACCGCCACUCCUCAGGAGUUGCUUUCAGAUGAAGAUGACAUGAGAAGGAGAAAUGCUGACAUAGAUUACAAAGGGAGAAAAGCAUCAGCACCACAAGCCAUACCUGAAGACACGAAAGAGUCCGUGGUGAGUGGUCCACCACCAUACCGUGAAGAUGGGGCUUUUGGAGCCAAGAAGACAGAAGCCAGAGCUUCUGUUUUAUCAAUGACCCAAAAAGAGACCAUUCUCUCACUGGCAGCAGAGUCUCAGGUGUUUAUGGAUCCUUCCCGUAUUCAGUCAGAAGAGGAAGAAGCAUCCAGCUUUGAUUUGCAAAAUGCCCAAUUCAAAAUGGAGUCAACCCGGGAUGUCCCAAGUAUCUGCAAAAAAAAGCCUCCUAGGAAUGUUCUCCAGGCCUUUAUAGCAAGUGUUUCAGGUGUGACAGCAGAGAGAGGAGGCAUUUCUGCAGUGAGUCUGCCUCCCAGAAGCCUAUCCCAGUGCUUGGGGAAGCCUGAAGCUGAAGAAGUCGUCUGCACAGGUUCAGAGAGUACUUCAGAGGAGGAGAGUGGUUCUGAGGAGAAGCUGACUCCUGGACACUCUUUACAGUCCUUGAGGGAGCCUGAAGAGGAGCAAGAAGUCUUCCCAGAAUCACAAAGCUUAGUUGUAAAAUUGGGCCGUUUUGAACAGCUGCUGGCUACUGGAUACCCUUCCCUGUCCUUGGGGAAGCCUGAAGCUAGAGAAAAUGUCUCCUCUCAUUCAGAGAGCACUCCUGACAAUGGGAGUGGUUCUGAGGAACUGGCUCCCAGUCACCCUUCCCAGUCCUCCGGGAAGCCUGAAGCUGAACAAAUCUUAGAAUCAAAAAGUUUCGGUGUGGAAUUGAGCAGCUCUAAGGGGCAACUGACUCCCAAAUGGCCUUCCCAGGCUUUACGGGAGCCUAAAGAUGAAGAAGUCUACACGAAAUCUGAUAGUUAUGCUGAAAAGUUCAGUAGUGUUAUGCAGUUUUGGAGCAGCCUGCAGGAAGAUCACCAUCUCAGACACCCUACCCAGGCCUUGGGGAAGCCCCGAAACCAACAAGAAGUCUCCUCAGUUUCAAAGAACGCUCCUAAAGAGUGGAGUGUUUCUGAGGAGCAGCUGCCUCCUACACAGCCUUCUCAGCCCGUUGUGAGGCCUGUCGUUCGGCAGAAAGUCUCCUCCAGUUCAGUGAGUGCUUCUGCAAAACGGAGCCAUUCUGUGGAGCCAGUGCCUCGCACACACCCUUCCCAGCUGUGGGAGAGCACUACAUUUGAGCAAGAAGCCUCUGCAGGUCCAGAGAGUGCUACUGUUGAUUGGGCCAUUUCUAUGGAGCCACUGCCACCCAGAAUGUCUUCAAAGCACCCAGCGAGGCCUAAAGUUGAGCAAAAAGUCUCCUCAGGUUCAGAAAUUGCAACUACAGAAGGGGUUGUUCCUAUGGAGGCACUACCUCCCAGAAAUCGUUCUCAGCCCCUGAUGAGAGCAGUAGUCAAGGAAGAAGUCUCUGCAGUUACAGAGAGCCCUGCUGUUAAGGAGAGCAUUUCUGUGGAGCCACUGCCACCCAGAAUGUCUUCAAAGCACCCAGCGAGGCCUAAAAUUGAGCAAAAAGUCUCCUCAGGUUCAGAAAUUGCAACUACAGAAGGGGUUGUUUCUAUGGAGGCACUACCUCCCAGAAAUCGUUCUCAGCCCCUGAUGAGAGCAGUAGUCAAGGAAGAAGUUUCUGAAGGUCCAGAGAGCACUGCUUUUGAUUGGGCCAUUUCUAUGGAGCCACUGCCACCCAGAAUGUCUUCAAAGCAACCAGGGAGGCCUAAAGUUGAGCAAAAAGUCUCCUCAGGUUCAGAAAUUGCAACUACAGAAGGGGUUGUUCCUAUGGAGGCACUACCUCCCAGAAAUCGUUCUCAGCCCCUGAUGAGAGCAGUAGUCAAGGAAGAAGUCUCUGCAGUUACAGAGAGCCCUGCUGUUAAGGAGAGCAUUUCUGUGGAGCCACUGCCACCCAGAAUGUCUUCAAAGCACCCAGCGAGGCCUAAAGUUGAGCAAAAAGUCUCCUCAGGUUCAGAAAUUGCAACUACAGAAGGGGUUGUUCCUAUGGAGGCACUACCUCCCAGAAAUCGUUCUCAGCCCCUGAUGAGAGCAGUAGUCAAGGAAGAAGUCUCUGCAGGUCCAGAGAGCGCUGCUGUUAAGGGGAGCAUUUCUGUGGAGCCACUGCCACCCAGAAUGUCCUCAAAACAACCAGCAAGGCCUAAAGUUGAGCAAAAAGUCUCAGGUUCAGAAAUUGCAACUACAGAAGGGGUUGUUCCUAUGGAGGCACUACCUCCCAGAAAUCGUUCUCAGCCCCUGAUGAGAGCAGUAGUCAAGGAAGAAGUCUCUGCAGGUACAGAGAGCGCUGCUGUUAAGGGGAGCAUUUCUGUGGAGCAAAGUCCUACCACACACCCUUUCCAGCCACGGAUGAGCCCUGCAUUUGAGCAACAAGUCUCUGCAGAGAGUGUUGCCUUUGAGAGGGACAUUUCUGUGGAGCUGCUGCUUCUCAGACAUCCUUCCUGGUCCAUUGUAAAACGUGAAGUCCAGAAAAUAUCGUCCAAUUUGGAGAGUCCUGCUGUUGAAUGGGGCGUUUCUGAGAGUCCACUACCUCCCAAAUAUCCUACCCAGUUCUCAGUGAGGUCUAAAGUUCAGGAAAUUUCUGCACAUCUAGAGAACAUGGCUGUUGAAAAAAGCAUUCCUAAGAAAUCGCUGCAUCCCAGUCCUUCCCAGUCAUUCGUGAAGUUUAUGGCACAGCACGUCUUUUCAAAGAGCCCUGCUACUGAGGGGGGUCUUUAUGUGGAUCCUCUGCCUCCAGAUCAUCCUUUCAAAUCUUUGUUGUGGCCUGAAGCUGAGCCCCAAAUUAUCUCAGAUGAGGAGAGAGCUGACCCUGAGAGAGGCGUUUCUUUGAAGAUGCUGCCUAUGAAACACACUUUACAGUCCUUGGGGAGGCCCAAAGACCCGCAAGAAGUUUUCUCAUAUUCAGAGAGUGAUCCCGUGAAAGAGAGCAGUUCUAAAGAGCAGCUGCCUCCCAAACAGCUUUCCCAAGCCUUGAGGAAGCUGGAGUACCAGCAAGAAGUCUCAGUUUCUGACAGAUCUCCUGAAGAGAGGAAGAGCUCUGAAGAGCGGCUGCCUUCCAGACGCCAGUUUCAAGCCUUGGGUAGGUCUGAAUUCCAGUCACAGAUCUUCUCAACAGGCUCGGCAAAUGUACCUACAGAGUGGAGCAGUCCUAAGGUGCACCUGCCUGCCAGUCAUGCUUUCCAGGCUUUUGGAGACCCUGAAUAUCAGCAACAGGGUUAUUCAAGUUCCGUGAGUGCUGCUGCUGAGGGAACCAUUUCUGAGAGCAAUUCUGGCAGCCAGUCCCUACCAGAAGGCCCACGUUCUCCAUACAAAACCAAGAAACACAGCCAAGUCUCCAAAGACCUUCCUAAGAACAUCACUACCCCUGCUACCAAACCUGGGAAGCUCACCAUUGCUCCUGCCUGGGGCGUUUCUGAGAGCACUUCCUCUGCGAAGGAAGUUCUUGAGAGUGGUGAUGGAGAUAACAGCCGCUCAGCCUCACCCACCAUGCAGGCUGAUAUUGAAAACUGUUUUGGAAUUCAACUGAGAAAAACCCCUUCCUUGCAGAAGCGUAAGAUUGAGAAACACUUCACCCACUUUCCUUCACUGACCUUGCGCCCAAUUUCAUCCUCCGCGAGUAGAGAAAAGCAAGUCAGAGGAAAAGUUUCCCAGAGCCUCAUGGACACCAUAGACAAGCUCACCACAGCAUCUAAGUUUGCAGAGAAGCCACAGAGCAGGCCCAAAUCUGAACACAUGGCCAAGAAGCAGCCUGCUUACAAGACCCCAGGAAAGCCUUCUGGUCAACAGCUGGAUUAUGCCAUCUCAGAGCCAGAUUGGACAACCACAGUAAAGCAGAGGAAGAGGGAUUUCGAGGCCCGCAUUCCCAAAAAAGAGCUGAAAUUCAAGAGCAGAGCUGGAGCCAAGGCCGUGACUAAGGAGCCUAGAUAUAGGGGAGCUGGCACUGCAAACGAAAACCAACAAAGAAACAUUAUCAUUUCUGAUGUCCGUAGACCGGAAAAGAAGCAGAUGAAGCCACCUGCAUCUACCAAAUCAGUUACAUUUUAUGAUCAGAAGAUACAUCAAGUGCCUGACGUGGAAAAAGAAACCAAACGAUCUUCAACUCUCCCAGCUGUGCUCCAACAGCCAGUUGAGCCGGCUGAGCCUGUCUGGUUCUCCGUGGCCAAGAAGAAAGCUGAAGCAUGGAGCCACAUAACAGAGAGCAUGAUGGAGAAUUAGCAUUUUAGAUAAUAAUUGCCAGUAGCUGUAUUAAUUCUAUGUAGGGAUUUCUUUACCGUGACUAUUUUUUAUUAAGCAAAAGAGCCUUAGAAAUGGGAAUUAAAGCUUAUAAUUAUCUGAAUGAAAUAAAUGCCAUGAAUGCCUAACAUUCAGUACAGUCACUGCCAGCAUCUGGAAAACCAGCAUUUCCUAUGUAAAAACCAUAGAAAAUGUUUGCACUGCUGUAGAAUUGUGAAAUCUUUAUCUUUGGACAAUGUGCUUUAGAAGGGAAAAAGCAAAAACUUUUAUCAGAGCAACUAAAAGGUUGUCAUUUCCUUUGACCAAAUAAAAUAAUUCUAAUGGGACCGUCCAGAUGAUUUGGCCAAAUAACUGGCUUUUAGGUUUUAUGAGCCUAAAUAAAUGCUUCAAUUACUUGGUUGCUGCUCCAAGCUUUACAAGGGCUCCUAGAAGAGGUGGUGGAAGUGAAGAUUCUGGGUCUCCAAGAAAAAUUUUGCACAGCCAGUGCCCCAAUCAGCCCACUACUCCUUGAAACACCUUCCUUGUAUCUCUGAGGUCCCCCAGUGCCGGCCACUUGGGUGACAGUCACACACAGAUCACUUGUACAGAGCUCCUUCUUUGCACAUGUUCCAUGUCAAUUUGUCACAGGCCUGGCAGCAGUGAGCACCUGCCUGUGAUGUAGAAUGCCUCUUGGGGAUUAUCCUACUCCUCUGGAUGGUUAGUCCAUCAGUGUUUGGCCUCUUGUCACAGUACCACUGUGACCUCAGUUGCCCAGAAACAUAAAUGUGCCUCUUAUUAUACAUAUUCUGUUGUUUAAGCACUUAAGACCCCAUUGAAAUUCAGUGUUCUACAGAAGCCAAGAGCUGUACUUCCCAUCAGGCAGAUGGCAAGCUCAUGGUCUUGACGCCAGUUCCUUCCCCUCUGGCUCCAGCCUUCAGGUGGAGAACUUCAUGGAACCCAGUUUCUGGUCCCUUCCCCUCAGCAGCCUCUGCUUCCCAAAUCUUUAGUCUAAAGCUAGACUGGAAGCUCAAAGCCACAGAACAAUGAACUUUCUGCUAUCUAGAAGCCUUAUGUGAUUAAAUCAGCCUCUCCCUGCCCUCAUUACUAGGGGCGCAUGCCUCAGAAGUUACUAGGCUGGACAGUCCCCACCUCCCCAGUGGCCCACUUACCCCCAACCAUGGGGAAGAGGGAAGGCCAAAAAGAGAGAUUAGGAGAAGAGGAGUGAGGAUGAGAAACAUGGUCAGUUGUGAGAGGCGGGCAGCCCAGCAAAUUUUGACUCUGCCCUUCCCAUCCUGCCAUGCAGUCUUUUUCUUUUGCAGCACUGCCUCCAUUAAAAACUCCCAGGUCAAGGAGUGAAUACAUAGCACCUUUACUCACAGAGUCAGUCCCUUAGUUGGCUGGCUUUCUGAGGUGCAGACCACUCUAGAGUCUCAUCUAGUUUAACCCCUUCCUUUCCAUGUUUUUCUCCUUUAUUCCAUCUCCCAAAUCCACCAAACCCUAAGGGAGAGCUCCGUUUGGAUGCCUUGACAGUAAACCUCAUUUUCCUAGGAGACCCAGAAAUGACUUCUCACUGUAGUUAUCACUGUGCCUGCUUCUGUCACUUUGGGGAUACUUUGCUUAGAUGGAAAUGCGGGCCUGGACAUCUAACUGUGCCUUUAAAUUCUGAGUGGGUUGCUGCCCCAUGAAAAGAGUUCAGAGGCAGUGAGGUGCCAGAGCUAAUUUAGAAACUUGGUGCUGGAUUUUGCUGAUGAUGGUAUAAUGUGUUACUGUACAACCACAUGCUGGAUUUUGCAUUUUCUCUAUAAAACAUCUACUUUUCCUGAUACUAUAUCAUUGCCUUUUUGAUAAUGCUAGGUUUUCAAUUGAUUUGAUUAUUUCUUUUGCAUUCCCAUAGUGAGCAGUUCGUCUAGGUAGAUGCCCUUUACCCAGGUAAUCCUGGUAGAUUAGCUGUUACACCUUCCUCCCCCCUUUUCUCAGAGUGGAUCUCUAUUAUGUUAUUCUCACUCAGAACUCUCCAUUAACAAUUUCUUUUCCAUAGUUAACAACAAAGCUCUGUUUUUAAAUGAAGAGGUUAAGUUUUUUUUAAUGCCCAGAGCACAUUCUGAUAAGUUUCCACCUUCUUUUAGCUUUCCUAAUUUUUUGAUAUAUGCAAAGCAAAUAAAUUCAAUAAAGCCUGCUCAGUAGUCCUAAGCAAAUAAAUUCAAUAAAGCCUGCUCAGUAGUC